Messenger RNA from Ceratina calcarata, 3632 nucleotides. It is a transcript of the gene wdp, whose product is annotated as Leucine rich repeat protein windpipe. Lineage: Eukaryota; Metazoa; Arthropoda; Insecta; Hymenoptera; Apidae. Bases 405 to 2468 code for a protein of 687 amino acids. Gene Ontology annotation, molecular function: protein binding. Gene Ontology annotation, cellular component: plasma membrane. The record is from RefSeq and is a predicted model, not a curated record. The transcript has 3 exons.
UCUCGCUCGCGGAUUGUCAGAGUCCACAGUCCUAACUCGACUUCAGGCUACGACAGAUCGUAUCUCGCUCGUAUCUUCAUUCGAUCUUCUUGCCGCGAAUUAAUCUUGCGCGCGUUAGCCUUGCCCCCCCGCCCUGACCGACCUUCUCAAUUUAACUGUACACCCGACCCGAUCGAACGACCUUCAGAUACCACCGAAACUCCGUUUAUCGCGGCUUUUAUCGUGCCGGUUCUCGGACCGUUCGAGUGUUGGUGAACGAGGAUUCAAGGAUACUUUUCCUGUUACAAGGAUAAUCCGGUGGAAUAACUCAUCAAAAGAUAAUCGAGAGACCUAAGAGAUGCUUUCGAAAUUGCGGUGUUGCUGAGGCUACGUCUGAUCAGAUAAAUCGUGAAUCAGAUUGAAAAAUGCAAAGAACGCUGCCGCCACUGUUCUUACUCCUCCUGAUUAAUUCAGGAUGGGUCAGCGGGCUCUGCAACUUGGAGAACAGCACUACGGUUUAUUGCCGCGACCUCGAAGACGUCAAAUACAUCGAAACUUACGACCUCGAAGUGCUGAAGUCGCACAUCGGGGAACCCAUCCUCCAUCCUGGUCUCUUCAUCAAUUUGACCACGCUUCGUCACUUGGACCUUUCGGGAGGUACCGUUGAAAAGAUAGAACCAGGAAGCUUCAAGAAAUUGUCCAAUCUGAGGAGCUUAAAUCUCGCUGAAAACCGUAUCGUGCACCUAGAGUUAGGCUCCGUGGACGGUUUGAAUCGUCUGCAUAGCCUGAAUCUCCGCAAGAACAAUUUACAACAGUUGCCGCCAGCUGUGGCUCGUCUAAAAAUCUUGAAACACUUGAACGUCGAAGAUAAUCCGUUACAAUGUAAUUGUGCGACGCUUAGGGUGAGGGAUUUGAUCUUGAAACGAGGCGUGAAGAUCUCGAAGAAGAUCAUGUGCGCGGGUCCGACGAACGCGAAGGGGACGUCGAUAUUUAAAUUAGACACAGCGACCAUUUGCCAGUUCGAAGAGCAGGACCGUGAGAUGCAGAACGAUCAGGCAUCCUCGAAUGAGGACUUUGGAUCCGGUGACGAGAAAGGAGAAGAAAGCAAAGAGGAUGUAGAUGUACCAGAUAUCCGUGAAACGUCGAAGGAUGUGGAGAUCGAAACACCAUUCCCGCAAGUCGAAGUAUCUACUGUUGCAUCUGAACUACCUGAAUCUAACAGUGCCAUGCAAAAAAUGGUACUUUCGACCGAAUCGAUGGAUUCUACCAAAAAGGCGAGCGACGAAGAAAUUUUCUUUGAUUCCGAGGAAAAGAAAACAUCGACGUCUACGGCUAGUGCAAUCAAGCAAAAAGAGUUCAAAGAUGCUCUGUUCUCUCCUGUGGACGGUUCCGGUGACGAAGAAGAGGGAUCUGGCGAAGGUUCGGGUACCAUUUUCGGCGAUUGGAAAAAGACUGGUGAUGUAGAACCAUCCGAAGGGACGACGGAAGAUGAUGACUCGGGUACUGGAUUGUUGGAUAUGUUCCUCAACGUGUUUUGGACCACGACGGAGCCCCCGAAAAAGCAAGGCGAUCCCGAUUUAGAAGAAGAGCAAUUCAUCGACAUGACUUCGACUACACAAACCGAGGAAGCUGUGCCUAAAAAGGUUGAUGGUUUAACCGAGAGCUCUGGUAAGGGCAGCACGGUGAGCUCUGCUAAUAACGUUGAGAUAGUCAAUAGUGAAGUAGACGACUUGACGACAUUGGGCAAAGUAAAAGUCGACGAAGGCGAAGUGUCUCCGUCCUCUGACAAGCAAUCGAAGAAAGGUAUGGGUUCGUACGUAGUUCUCGUCGUCUUAUUGGCGAUCCUGGCGACGCUCAUAGGUUUUGCAGCUUACAAGGGUGACUUCUGCAAGAAAAAGAGGAAGCGCGGUGACAUCGAGAACGCAACCGAGUUGAAGGACAUGCAGAAGUCGCUGCUGGAGUCUGGAAAUUCGACGCAGCCGAAGAUAGCUUCUAAUGGUAACGUGGAGAACGUUCCCCUAGUCGGAGACGCGCCGAAUUGCGAGGAGACCAAAGUUGCCAAUAAUUACCAAGUUACGGCAGACAUUCCAAGAUCCGCGAAUGGUAUCUCAGACUCAGCGGGGCCGGUGAAACCGCCGCGAGCGGUCACUCCGCAGAGCGAUGAAAAAACUCAGGACAGGAACUCUCUGAAAGACGACUCAUUUUCCGGGAGGACGAGCUCCGCGGAUCAAGUAGAUAGUCCGGUGGUCACUCGACGGACCGACGUCAAUGAACCACCGUUGAGUCCCGGUGCUCAGAGAGUGAAGAUCACUCUGCAAGAGAAUCCUGACAGCGUGCCAAAAACGCCUAUACUCAUCACAAAAACGAUGGCUAAUGAGAAUCUAUACUCGUGGUCCCGAGAGCCUACGACCGUUUCGCGCAGGUUGGAAGGUGGUGAGGAUCGCAGUGAACUCCCUCCACACGGUUCAGUAUACCCGGUAAAGCAUUGAGAUGCGCAGAACGAUAAAAAACUGAACUGUGCCCGGUCCUAGACUCUCGGAACCGCAAGUAUAGUCAAGCAAUGAGGGGGAUAACUUCGAAAAGAGAGUCGAUUGGAAAAAAAUAUUUAAACUUACGGGAAGAUGGAGCAAGUGAAGAGAGAAAUGUUUGCUCCGGAUUAUGGGAUCCAUAAUGCCGCCAGUGUUCCUAAGUCCCACGAAGUGGAUGGUGGAUGGAUUUUUACGGUACAGUGAGGUCAGGACAAGUUUUACUGUUCCCGAGUUUGCGUUCCUCGUUGACUGUGAAACAAGAAUUUAGUGAAGGUCCAUCCUCACGAGAGUGUUGUUCGAGGACGAUUCGUUAUAGAAUUAACGAUUAUGUGAAGCGAUUGUUUGUACAUAUUUGCAAAUAAUAGACGUGUACGUUAAACUGUCGUUGUAUUGGGUAUAAUGUACGUGAACAUAUUUGAUACAUUUUAUAUACAUACGUGUAUACGCAAUAUUAGCACACUAGUCAGUUCUCUUAAGCAUCUUCCUUCUCGCGUGAACUUCAAUGAAAUUUGAUAAUCAUAAGUUCCAUUGUAAUCCUUUGAACCGCGUCAUUAUCAUUUAACCACUGUUAUGAGAGUUUUCAUACUGUUACAUUUGGAUUUUACUCUAAUGCAAUAAAUUGUUCUUAAGACGUACUAUAAUGUGCUGAUAGCGAACGAUUCAUUUCGUGAUACCAAGCGUUCUUCUGUAGAAAAUAGAAUUGUAUUCUCUUUCAUUAGCGGAACUUAACACUUAACGAGUAAAAAGUUAAUUUGUAAAUUACGUCGCACAUGUAUUUAUAAAAAUCAUUCCAGAUUAAUCGCAUCUUCUCUUCUAAUGAUUAUUAUCGAAUGGAUGAUGAUAAGCAAAACGCUAUACAGUAGGACGCUAUGAAAUGAACGUAAUUUUAAACUUAUCUUAAAAUCUUUAGGUAAUAAGCGAUGAAUUCGAAAUAGAACUAAAAUAAUAUUUUAAUCAUAAAAUGCCAAAUAUUUUUAAUAUCCGAAUUCGUGUGAAAUUGUCUGCAUUUGCGAAAUUAGAAACAAUGGCAACUAUCUUUAAUCAGGAGCAUUUAUGAAUCACUGAGUAAUUAAUAACUUGAAUGAAGUUGUUAAAUUUUUGUAAAAUAAAUGGAGACAAAUUGAA